AUUCCAACAAAUUUCUAAAAAGUUCAAGAGGCUGAGCAAAUACCAGAAUCACCGCCAACGAUUAAGAGCAUUUUCCAAGGGCUCCACUGUGGCAACAAGGUUUUCGCCUCUCCCGACUCCUUGAGGUGCUCCUGGAAGAAGUGCAGGAUGCACAGGAUGCGCUCCAUCAAGACAUGAAUCCAUUGGCUUCCGUGAGAGGUUUUCCGACAUUAUUUGCAUAUACAUCGUACGGGUCGAGUCGUACGGACAGCAUCUUUCACGUAAGCCAAAGGAUUAGGUAUGGUCGUCGUCGUGGUUGGACAGCUCUUCCGCCUGGCUGUUGCUCCAGCCAAUGCUGCUACCCUGGACGCUGCUGCUUCCCUGGACGCUGUUGUUACCCUGGAUGCUGCUGCGUCCCUGGACGCUGUUGUUACCCUGGAUGCUGCUGCUUCCCCGGACGCUAGUGCUACCCUGGACGUCGUUACCCUGGACGCUGCUCUUAACAUGGACGCUUUUGUUACCCUGGAUGCUGCUGCUACCCUGCACGCUGCUGCUACCCUGGACACUGCUGCUACCCUGGACGCUGCUGCUACCCUAGACGCUGUUGUUACCCUGAACACUGCUCUUACACUGGACGCUGUUGUUACCCUGGACUCUGUUAUUACCCUGGACACUGCAGCUACCCUGGACGCUGCUGCCCCGCCAGUGCCUUUGCUCUCGGCGGUGCUGCUACCCUGGAGGCUUCAUGUUAUGUUUUCUUCAAUUGUUCUUGAGAGGAAUCCAAAGAGAAUACAUAGAAGAACCAUCAGUAGAGGACGCUGAUUGGGUUCGAGGACAAAAAAUACGAAAUUUACGACCAGAAUCUCUGUUCUCCCAUCGUUUGUCAUGUGAAUCAGAGAGGCGGGAAAUAUGUAUGACAAUGGGGAAACCGAGAGCAGUAAAUAUAGUUCAAAGAUCUGCCCUGAAUAGACGAAUAUAUGUGCGCCA
Molecule: messenger RNA, 966 nt
Organism: Drosophila serrata
Lineage: Eukaryota; Metazoa; Arthropoda; Insecta; Diptera; Drosophilidae
Source: RefSeq, a predicted model, not a curated record